GAUGUGAAUGGCUUGCGAAGACGAAGUGUUAACGGAGUGUAUAGCAGUUCAAGGUCAAAGGCUAACUCGAUUAAUUCCGAAAUAAAUUCCAAUGAUGUUGAUGAUCGAAACGCACUUUCUAUCGCGUUCCAUUUCAGUGUCUCAAAGAAACGUGUUCUCGGUGAAUGCAGCAAAUGCAAGAAACCGGUCACAGCGGGCGCAAGGCAAAUGCAUAUGUUCUAUCAUCUUGGCAAGGAUUGCAAUAUCUAUCGCUUCCGAUGCAAGUAUCCGAACUGUGAUGUUGAGCACUAUCGAAAAGAUCAAAUGGAAAAUCAUCACUCAAAACAGCACGGUAAAAUCGAUCCAGCCUUAAUGGAAGAUCGAACUGCUGAGUUGUUCAAUUCGUGUCAGGAACUAUCAAUGCAGCUGCUGGGAACCACCGGAAACACACCUGGACCGACGGCAGCCAAAGCGCAGUUAGCCUAUAACGCAAGUCUUGCGGCACAAGCUCAGAAUCAACUCAGAAAACGAAAGAAACAUAUCGUGAGUUCAUUGUUCCAUAUUUCUAACAAACAUUUCUUGCUGUUAUUCGCAAACAUUUCCUCACGAAUUCCCCAAGUACAACUUCGCUUUGUUGCGAUGCGAUUGAUUUGGUUUGUUGUUUCAGAAAAGAAAAUUCACUGCAUUCGUUCUCGUUAUAAAUGA
This is a messenger RNA of Anisakis simplex (herring worm), 684 nucleotides long. The record is from the annotation of a GenBank genome assembly. NCBI's taxonomy places the organism in Eukaryota, Metazoa, Nematoda, Chromadorea, Rhabditida, Anisakidae.